Penaeus monodon (black tiger shrimp) is the source of this 1173-nucleotide messenger RNA. Its product is annotated as homeobox protein aristaless-like. Gene Ontology annotation, biological process: regulation of transcription by RNA polymerase II. NCBI's taxonomy places the organism in Eukaryota, Metazoa, Arthropoda, Malacostraca, Decapoda, Penaeidae. The transcript is spliced from 5 exons. Gene Ontology annotation, molecular function: DNA-binding transcription factor activity, RNA polymerase II-specific; RNA polymerase II transcription regulatory region sequence-specific DNA binding. Bases 1 to 1173 code for a protein of 390 amino acids. The record is from RefSeq and is a predicted model, not a curated record.
AUGACCACGCCCUCGGGUAUCUCCAUCACUCUCGGCGCCCCCAUACCCGCCCAUCACCACGCACCACACCCACUGAACCCCCACCCUCAGCUACACGCCCAUGGCCCCGGUCCGUCCACCAGCAUCGCGCCUAACCCGAGCAGCAGCGCGGGCGGCUCUCCUACCCACACCACCUCCCCCAUCACCUUCACGACGCUUACGGCCGGGGCGCUGAAGCGGAAGCAGAGGAGAUACAGGACGACCUUCACCAACUUCCAGCUGGAGGAACUCGAGAGGGCCUUCCACCGCACCCACUACCCCGACGUCUUCUUCAGGGAGGAGCUGGCCAUGCGGAUUGAUCUGACGGAGGCCCGGGUGCAGGUCUGGUUCCAAAACCGAAGGGCAAAGUGGCGGAAGCAGGAGAAGCUGGCGGUGAAGCAUCAGCAGGCAGCAGCAGCUCAGCAGAUAGCGGCAGCGCAGCAGAUGACAGUGGUUCAGCAGGUGUCGGUUAGCCAGCAGGGAGUGAGCACGACGCUAACGGGGAACAAACACGAGCAGGAGACUCCCAGUUUGCCCUCGAUGCCACCAGUCACCACAUCACCGGAAGUUACGUCAUCAUCUGUUGCCCCGCCCACCACCCCGCCCACCAACUCUCAGGCGCAAACCUCCGGCCACCACCUCUCCUUCGGCUCCACGUCGCCGAGUGUGUCCUUGCCUUACCUGGGGAUGGAAUGGGCGUCACCCUUCACAUCGACGCUGUCCACGCCCCCGCCGCCCACCACGCCCACUUCGCACUCCCCGACGCUGCCGCCCGCGCCCUCGCCCGUCCUCACCAACCCGUACUACCUGGGUGUCCGCCCACCGGACAUUGAGACCGCCGAGGACGAAAAGCCGCCCAUGCUCGGCCAGUCCUUCACUCCCACCGGACUGUCCUUCUCCGCCUGCCUGACGCCCACGAGCCUGAGUCUCACGCCCGCCAGCCUCCCCCUGGCUCCCUCCACCAUCGCCCUGCCGCCCUCGAGCCUCUCCCUGUCACCUAACACGCUCAGCCUCACGCCCACGACGCUCCCGAUCACGCCCACCACCCUGUCUUUGUCGCCCUCCAGCCUCAACCUCACGCCCACCAGUUUAUCGCAGCUGAGGAUGCGCGCGCGCGAGCACACCUCUUCCUUCAUCAACCUGGGCUCGGAAUGA